Molecule: messenger RNA, 2385 nt
Organism: Pistacia vera
Lineage: Eukaryota; Viridiplantae; Streptophyta; Magnoliopsida; Sapindales; Anacardiaceae
Product: G-type lectin S-receptor-like serine/threonine-protein kinase CES101
Exons: 12
Coding region: 1-2385 (794 amino acids)
Biological process (GO): protein phosphorylation
Molecular function (GO): ATP binding; protein serine/threonine kinase activity
Source: RefSeq, a predicted model, not a curated record
AUGGUUUCUCCAAUCCUGAUUAGUGAUAAAUCUCCCGCUCAAGGUUCAUUUAUGCUAGGUUUGGAUCAAAAUGUCACCAACCAGCUUAUCCUCUGGUGGUGCGGGGAAGUCUACCAGACAAGUAAGCUUUGGCUAGUUGACCUAUUCAAUUCUUCUAAUUCUUGGACUCGUGGUAAGUACGAAUUCAGCUUCACUUCAAAUGAACAAGAAAUAUACUUCAGCUAUUCUCUUACUUCUGAGCAAACAUCUAAACUACUGGAAAUUCUAAUGGAUGCUAGAUUGUCUAUUCCAGAACUUGGUUUUGGUAUGGCUCGAAAAGUUCCUACGUGCAGGAGGGAUAUUUCCAGGCAAACUAUGAUUUUGACACCAGCUGAGAGAUCUGGGACAGGGAGGCAAAGUUUACAGAAGCUAAAUGGGAUGACAUCAAUUCACGCUGCUACAGAUAAUUUCUCAGCCACGAAUAAGCUGGGAGAGGGUGGUUUUGGUCCAGUUUAUAAGGGACAAUUACUGGAUGGGCAAGAAAUAGCAGUAAAGAGACUCGCAGGAAGAUCAGGACAAGGAAUAGAAUUUAUUAUAUACACUUCUUCUGGGGAUGAAACUUGGAAUCAACUUCCAAACUGCGCACAAAUGGUUUCUCCAAUCCUGAUUAGUGAUAAAUCUCCCGCUCAAGGUUCAUUUACGCUAGGUUUGGAUCAAAAUGUCACCAACCAGCUUAUCCUCUGGUGGNUGAGAAUCAACGCAGAUGGUGGACUUAUAAACGGCAGAGGGUUGUUUGUUUCUUGUACUAAAUAUGGAGGAUGUUGGAAAGAGAAGCAGCGGGAAGAGAUUUGUUUGGCCUGGAAUCGUACUAUUGAUUAUUGGCAUUUCAGACGGGGCUACAUGUUGGGAGAUGGAUUCAGUUUUAGUAAAAACAUGAACUUUUUAGAUUGUCAAGACAAAUGCAUCAAGAAUUGUUCUUGUGCGGCCUUUGCUCCGGCCGAACGUAACUUCACUGACUGUCAGAUUUGGAGUAGAGGAACAAAGUUUAGAAACCAAUUGGAGCACAAUGCACGGUUCAUACUCAUGCUUGACUUUCACGAUCAAGAAGGAACAGUAAAGAAGAUGAAGAAGCCACCAUGGUUAAUUAUUGAAAUAUUAGGAUCUCUAGCUGCUUUGCUGAAGAGAGGCGGAGGAUGUCAAUUCAUUUUUGCUUUAGGAGUAGCUUUAGUGCGACCUUUCUUGUGCUACUUGAGCUAUUUGAUGGCGAAAAAGCUUAAGACAAAAGUGCAAAGCGUAAAUAACAGAAAGAAACUGUUAAAAGAGCUUGCAAGUACUCUAUCACAUGCCCCAAAUUUUGGCAGACGGAGACGAAAAAGGAAGAAGGGCAUAGGCCAUGACUUGAGGAUAUUUGAUUUUCAGACCAUUGAAGUUGCUACAAACAAUUUCUCAACCGAAAAUAAGCUCGGAGAGGGCGGUUUUGGCCCGGUUUAUAAGGGAAAAUUAGUCGAUGGUGAAGAAAUAGCAGUAAAGAGACUCUCAAGAAGAUCAGCACAAGGAAUAAAGGAGUUCAAGAAUGAAGUUAAACUCGUUGCAAAGCUCCAGCACACUAAUCUUGUGAAGCUUUUAGGAUGUUCUCUUCAUGGAGAAGAAAGAAUUUUAGUUUAUGAGCACAUGUUUAACAAAAGCUUGGACUUCUUUAUUUUUGAUUCUAAUAGAAGAAAGCUAUUAAAUUGGAAGAAACGUUUCAGCAUAAUCGAAGGGAUCACUCAAGGACUUCUUUAUCUUCAUAAAUAUUCGAGAUUGAAAGUAAUUCAUAGAGACUUAAAAGCCAACAACAUUUUUCUUGAUAACAAAAUGAAUCCGCAAAUAUCUGAUUUCGGGAUGGCUAGAAUUUUCACAGAGAAUGAACCAAAAUCAUACACAAGCAUAAUUGUGGGAACACAUGGUUAUAUGUCUCCGGAGUAUGUCAUGAAUGGCAUUGUCUCAAUAAAAAAUGAUGUAUACAGCUUUGGAGUUUUACUUUUGGAAAUUGUUAGCAGUAAGAAGAACAAUGAUAUAUAUCAGCCGGAGCGCACACUCAACCUUGUAGGAUAUGCCUGGCAGCUGUGGAAUGAUGGUAAAGCUUUGGAGCUAAUCGACUCGGAAAUACUUGAUGGACCAAGCUCUCCUGGUGAAGUCCUGAGAUGCAUUCAUGUGGGUCUUUUGUGUGCGCAAGACCAAGCAACAGAUAGACCCACAAUGAGCAAAGUUGUUUCCAUGCUUACACCUGAAGCCAAGCCCUUUCCUGCCCCAAAACAACCAGCAUUUUUUGUCAAUGUUAGCUCUGCUGAGCCUGCAGUUUCUGAAAAUAAGUCAAAAAUUUGUUCCGUAAAUGAGAUUACAAUUUCAAUCAUGGAACCAAGAUAA